Molecule: messenger RNA, 612 nt
Organism: Magnusiomyces paraingens
Lineage: Eukaryota; Fungi; Ascomycota; Dipodascomycetes; Dipodascales; Dipodascaceae
Product: 40S ribosomal protein eS8
Exons: 1
Coding region: 1-612 (203 amino acids)
Biological process (GO): translation; maturation of SSU-rRNA from tricistronic rRNA transcript (SSU-rRNA, 5.8S rRNA, LSU-rRNA)
Cellular component (GO): cytosolic small ribosomal subunit; ribosome
Molecular function (GO): structural constituent of ribosome
Source: RefSeq, a predicted model, not a curated record
AUGAGUAUUUCUCGUGACUCUCGCCACAAGCGUUCACACACUGGUGCUAAGCGCGCUCAGAUCAGAAAGAAGAGAAAGUUUGAGUUGGGCCGCCAGCCUUCCAACACCAAGAUUGGUGCCAAGCGUGUCCACCCUGUCCGUGUCCGUGGUGGCAACCUCAAAUACAGAGCUCUCCGUCUUGAGUCUGGCAACUACUCUUGGGGUUCCGAAGGUGUUACCCGCAAGACCCGUGUUAUCAAGGUCGUUUACCACCCCUCUAACAACGAGUUGGUCCGCACUAACACCUUGACUCGUGCUGCUAUUGUUCAGAUUGAUGCCACCCCCUUCCGUCAAUGGUACGAGAACCACUACGCUCUCCCUCUUGGCAAGAAGAAGGGUGCUGCUGCUGCCGCCCCUGUCGAGCUUUCUAAGCCCGAGGGUGUCUCUGAGGAGGAGCUUGCUGAGCGACAAAAGACCUCCAAGGUCGAGUCUGCUCUUGAGACUCAGUUUGCUGCUGGCCGUGUCUACGCUGCCAUUUCUUCUAGACCUGGUCAGUCCGGCCGUGCUGAUGGUUACAUUCUGGAGGGUGAGGAGCUUGCUUUCUACCUUAAGAAGCUUGUUGCCAAGAAAUAA